Polistes dominula (European paper wasp) is the source of this 3770-nucleotide messenger RNA. It is a transcript of the gene Ac3, whose product is annotated as adenylate cyclase 3. NCBI's taxonomy places the organism in Eukaryota, Metazoa, Arthropoda, Insecta, Hymenoptera, Vespidae. Gene Ontology annotation, molecular function: adenylate cyclase activity. Gene Ontology annotation, cellular component: plasma membrane. Gene Ontology annotation, biological process: cAMP biosynthetic process; adenylate cyclase-activating G protein-coupled receptor signaling pathway; intracellular signal transduction. The record is from RefSeq and is a predicted model, not a curated record.
CCCGUGGAGAGAAGAGAAGAGAAGAGAAGCGCCGAGGAGAAAAGACAGGAACGAUAGUAGCAACCUGGACAGUCCCCCGCGCGCGCGGGUGCAGGUGCACGUCGAAAAGGAGGCCGGCCUGGUGCCGUAUGUGUGUGUCUGUGGGUGCAUGAUAAUUCAGCGUGUAUGUUCCUUGAUUUUUUCGUCAAUCGGUGCGUGAGUAAUUAAUCAUAAAGGAUUCAAGAAAAUAACUGUCAAGAAGAUAGGGUUUUAAGGAUUGUCAAGACAGAAAAGUUAGAAGAUUCGAAUCGAAUGAACGAGUGAGAGAAAUAGAAGGAGGAGCCAAAACCAGAAAGAGAGAGAGAGAGAGAGAGAGAGAGAGUAAGACUUGACCUCGCCCACCCUAAAUCCAAGUGAGCUUGCGAAACGAGUUCCCAAGAAAUACAGCUCGAUGAGAAACAACGAGAAGAAAUUUCUAACUUACAAUAACAACGUAUGACGAUUACAGUAGUCGAUGAGGUUAUUUUGUUUGUGAAAUUGUAUAGUAAAAAGGGUGGGAAAUAAGAAAAAAAAAAGAAAAAAAAAAGAAAAAAAUGCGGUGCGUGUGAUAACUUAUACGAUUCUCGGCGCCAUGUCCCAGAGAUUGGAGACUACGAACGAGGAGUCUUACCUGAACUCCGGCAGGCCGUCGAAUUUGUUAAGAACCAGCUUCAGUAACGUUAAACUUGAACGACUUUAUCGUGCCUCUUCCCUUCAACAAAGACGCGGUGGCCUUCAGUGCUUCCUCUUAUCAGCUGUCCUUUACGGGACUUAUACGGUAGCCUCGCCUGAACCGGAACUACCAGCUCGAGGGCUCACCGCUGUCUUCAUCGGUCUGAACCUGGGCUUAUUGGCAUGGGCGGAACACGGAACACGGGCCAGAGACGGCUUGUGGGCCGCCGUUCCCCACGUGGCAUGGUGGCUUUCUACGGGACAGUUGCUCGCUCAGCUGUUUCUCAAAUCGAGCGAGGUCACGCCCAGGGAUGGACUAGGAUGGCUCCUGCUCUUCCUUUAUCUCCUAUUCGCUACUCUACCCCUUAGAUUAUCCUUCUGCUUCUUAUUAGCGAUUGCUACGGCUGCAGCUUAUAUGGUCACCGUUUUUAGACUCUCCAAAGUGCCGAUCCUAUCGGCCAUCGACGUUCUGAUCCUGACGGUGACACUCUCGGCCGGCGUCGCUAUUUUGGGUGCUUCCAGCUACUCCCUGGCGGAGUUCCAGCAACGUCGAGCCUUUCUCGAGACAAGACAAAGUCUGGAAGUGCAGUUGGUAAUCGAAGAACAGAGUGCCGAACAGGAAAGGCUACUUCUCAGUGUUUUGCCUGAACAUGUGGCCGUCAAAAUGCGACAGGAUUUGGGUGCAUGCAUGGACACGCAGUUCAAGAAGAUCUACAUGUCGAGACACGAAAAUGUUUCGAUACUUUACGCUGAUAUCGUUGGUUUCACAGCAAUAUCAUCUACCUACAGCGCUAGCGAACUGGUUAAGAUACUCAACGAGCUUUUUGCACGAUUCGAUCAACUCAGCGAACGGUACGAACAGUUACGCAUCAAAAUUCUUGGCGAUUGUUAUUAUUGCAUAAGUGGUGCACCUAUCGAGAGACCAGAUCAUGCAAUACUUUGCGUUCACAUGGGUCUUUCGAUGGUCGAGGCUAUAAAAUAUGUUCAGCAGACAACCAAUAGUCCAGUUGACAUGAGAGUUGGCAUACAUACAGGUGCUGUCCUGGCCGGUGUUCUUGGUCAACGACAAUGGCAAUUCGACGUUUACAGUAAAGACGUUGAAUUGGCUAAUAAAAUGGAAAGCAGCGGAAGAGCCGGGAGAGUACACGUUUCCAACGUAACUUUGAGCUUUCUCAAUGAUGAAUUUGAAAUUGAACCGGCGUUUGGUGAGAAAAGAGAGGAGGCACUUAAAAAGGCUGGAAUCGUCACCUAUUUUAUAGUAAGAGCAUUAAAACCUUUCAAACCGGCGAUAACGAAAAGUCUUGCAUCGUUGAACGACGAAACUUCUCGAAGGACAAUGGACAAUAAUCAAGAGAGGAGAAGUAAUAAAGAAGACUCAGAAGAGUUCAGGCAAAGAUUGAGAAAGGAAAUGGAUAGCAAAGGUGGGGGUGCCGACCUGAAGGGUCACGUAUCGUGGCUAACGUUGCGUUUUAAAGAUCCAAUUGUGGAAAAGGCCUUUCACAGUGCCAAAGAGGCCUUCUCACCUUUGUCUUUGCUCGGUGGCCCUUUAGUGAUGAUGUGUGCAUCACCGGUAUGGAGAUUGCAUCCAUGGGGACCUUUCACUUGGGGUGGUGCAGGCGUGCUUGUACUCUUUGGAGUGGUGCUAGCCGGUGCCACGUGUCUUGGGAGUGCAGUAAGAGCGACGUGGUUGAGAAGAACAUUAGCUUUGUUGAUGACCUUCUCUCUAACCGAUUUCCUACUUCUCGACAUGUGUAACUGUGCUAUCAUCGACGAAAUUGAACCAAAAGGAAACAUGUCGUACUGGAUGCGUUGUCCUUAUCCUUCUUAUUAUUCUUAUAUCGGUGUGCUUGCCCUCGUAGCAAUUUCUAUGCCAACUUACAUCUGCUAUCUUGGAAAGGCAUUGCUGAUGUACAUUCUAGCCGGUGCACAGUGUACUAUUAAUAUAGUAUUUCUCGGAACUUCUUUGGAAUUGGAAGAAAUGGCUACUUUACCACCUGAUCCGAUCACAUAUUCAUUAAAAUAUACCUUGUCGGCUUCGUUGAUCACCAUCGCCACUGCCUUGGUCAUCGUAGCUAGAUACGCCGAAAAAGCAAGAAGAAUGCUUUAUCUACGUGGCAGAGAGGUAGCAGCUCAAAGAGAAAGAGCUGCCGAUAUGAAACGAAGAAAUGGCGCAUUAAUAUACAAUAUAUUACCACCACACGUAGCAAUUUAUUUUCUUUCAAGAGCAAGGCAUCACGAUGAUCUUUACAGUCAAAGUUAUGCCGAAGUUGGUGUAUUAUUUGCAAGUAUGCCCAACUUUGCCGAUUUUUACAGCGAGGAAAGUAUUAAUAAUCAAGGACUCGAAUGUUUAAGGUUCCUCAACGAAGUUAUCUCCGAUUUUGAUGCUAUAUUGGAUCAAAACAAGUUCAAAGACAUCAUUAAGAUCAAAACAAUAGGCUCAACUUACAUGGCUGCCUCGGGUAUAACUGAAUCCCAAGAGUCUGAGGAUAAUCCAAGGUGGACUCACCUAUCGACUCUCGUAGAAUUUGCUUUAGAAUUAAAAAAAGCUCUAUCGGGAAUCAACGAACAGAGUUUUAAUCAUUUUGUCCUAAAAAUGGGUAUCAAUCAUGGUCCAGUAACUGCUGGGGUGAUUGGUGCUCGAAAACCUCAUUACGAUAUUUGGGGUAACACCGUAAACGUUGCUUCGCGAAUGGAAAGCACCGGAAAAGUUGGAUGUAUUCAGGUUACCGACGAGACUCGAAUAAUUUUGGAACCUUUUGGAUUUGGUUUUGAACAACGUGGCCUCGUCUUUGUCAAAGGAAAGGGUCAACUACUCACGCACUAUUUAGUAUCUAAAGAUGGAGUGUCCCUUGAACUUGACAGUGAUCUUCCUGUUGAGCCGACUCAUCCAAUUAUUUAUCAGUAACAAAAUUGGAGGCACUAAUAUCAUCAGAAAUUGAUCAUUUGUCGAUCUUUCAUCGAUUGUUCUGAGAAGAAUGAAGCUACAGAAAUGAUUUCACACUUGUUCCUUUCUCUUUUUCUCUUUUCUGUAUUUUCCUUCUCUCUCUCUCUCUCUCUCUCUCUCUCUCUCUCACACACAC